UUCCCUAACAUUAUAGGAUAUUCUAGUUCAAUGUCAAGAAUGUCUGCUGCAAUUUACCCCCACAUACAUCACCGAUAAGCUAGCUACCCUCUACUCCUCUACUAUAUAAACACACCAAUUUUGCAAGAAAUUAUCCAAAUUACAAACUAACCAAAUUACUUAACAUUAUUAUAACAUGGCUUCAUUUUUCCAUAUAGUUUUGUUACUUUUAUUGUCAAUCACAUAUUCUUCAGCUGAUAAUCCCACAGAAUACUGCAAUCCAAACACUGUCAUAAGCAGUAGUAGCCAAAUAUCAGCUAACAUAGACCACUUGUUAGCUGAUAUAAUCACCAAAUUUCUGCAAGGUGACACCUUUGUCGAGGCCUCGUAUGGCAACAACAAGGACACAAUCUAUGGCCUAGCUCAAUGCAGGGGUGAUUUAAGUUCAAAGGACUGUUUGGACUGCAUCCAAGACGCAGCCAAACAGGUCCGAAAACUCUGUCCUACCCAAUCUGAUGCCCGAAUUUGGUAUGACUAUUGCUUCCUAAGGCAUAGUCAGGAUAAAUUCUUUGGUAAUGUAGAUACCUUUCCAGGCAUAUUAUAUAAAAACACAGAAAAUGUAACAAAUCCUGUUAUGUUCAACAAAGAGUUAGGGAACAUAUUCGAUAAGAUUGAUUCAAAGGCGGUCAAGCCUUCGAGUGGAGGGCUAGGGAAAGAUCAGAAGAAGUUGACAAAUUUUGAGACCUUAUAUGCUUUGGUUCAGUGCACAAGGGACUUAUCUCCUCUGUCUUGUGGACAAUGUUUGGCUCAAGCAAUUCAGAAUUUUGAGGGAUUCUGCAGUAAUAGUAUUGGUUGCAGAGUUUUGUAUAGUAGUUGUUAUGUUAGAUAUGAACUCUACCCCUUUUUCUUUCCUUUAGAAGGUCAAAAUUCAAAAAAUAAGGGUCAUUAUACAAGGAAAUUAGUCCCUAAUCAUCAUUAAGGUGCCCCUAAUUGUUACAGUAGUACUGUGGAAUUACAGAAGGAAAUAAGCAGACAAUAAAAAUGUUUUUUUUUUUUUUUAAAAUAAAUUGUGAUUGAAUUGAAAGUAAUUAAGGGUUUUUCAGGCUUUACAAGAUGUGUUAUGUAUAAUGUAUUGAUUAUUGAAUUAUAAUAAUAAAAUUUCCUUCGGUUGAAUUUUUGUGUAUCAAAUUAUGAUAGAAGAUUAAGAUAUGCUUUCAUCAAACAUUGUCAUGUGAAAUCUUCUUACA
This is a messenger RNA of Chenopodium quinoa (quinoa), 1226 nucleotides long. Its product is annotated as cysteine-rich repeat secretory protein 55-like. The transcript has a single exon. Lineage: Eukaryota; Viridiplantae; Streptophyta; Magnoliopsida; Caryophyllales; Amaranthaceae. The record is from RefSeq and is a predicted model, not a curated record. The coding region runs from base 176 to 958 and encodes 260 amino acids.